CAUUACAAUAACAAAUUGCCGCAGACCGAAGUUCAUUUGCAUGAAUUUUCGUUAGAAGCGCGUCGACAUUUCACACCAGAACGCAAAAUUAUCGCCUUAAUAGUAGUACUAAAAGACAACAACAACGAAAACAAACAACAAAUGUCCGUCAUAGCGAGCGAUGURUGCUUUUUCAGGCGCUGGUCCAGUUCGUCUAUGGCAAUGGCCGGCCGCGCAGCGCGAUUGUGUAACAGUGCGACGACGGAUUCCGAUAAAAUUAAUUCCAGCAAUGAUACGACCGCUAAUCACAAUAACAACACUAAUAAAUGCAGUGCUUGUGGCAAUAAUAUUUGCAAUAAUGAGGCACACGAAGAAAGCAUACAGGAAAGCAUACGCGACGACAACAAAAGCAACAACAGCGAAGCGACGUCGACGGUGCCAGCGAUGAACCAGCACACCUUGGAAAUUUCGUAACACGACGGCGCCUUGCAGCAAAACGAGAUACAAAAUCUGUCAUUAAC
Molecule: messenger RNA, 500 nt
Organism: Bactrocera latifrons
Lineage: Eukaryota; Metazoa; Arthropoda; Insecta; Diptera; Tephritidae
Product: AAC-rich mRNA clone AAC11 protein-like
Exons: 2
Coding region: 142-453 (103 amino acids)
Source: RefSeq, a predicted model, not a curated record